Papaver somniferum (opium poppy) is the source of this 1697-nucleotide messenger RNA. RefSeq names its product uridine kinase-like protein 4. Gene Ontology annotation, cellular component: cytoplasm. NCBI's taxonomy places the organism in Eukaryota, Viridiplantae, Streptophyta, Magnoliopsida, Ranunculales, Papaveraceae. The transcript is spliced from 14 exons. The record is from RefSeq and is a predicted model, not a curated record. The coding region runs from base 23 to 1375 and encodes 450 amino acids. Gene Ontology annotation, molecular function: kinase activity; ATP binding.
AUAACAAUGAAGAUAUAUUUUCAUGGAGGAUUCAAAUUCUAAUCUUCUACUUUCCAUCUUUUCAAUAUUUUCUAUAGAGCUCUGCGGUAACAAAUCCGUGGAGGCUCAACUGGUAAAUGGUUUGACAAAAAGCAUCGAAGAACACUUUCAGGAUCACAAAGCUAAUGGGUCAGCCAUAAAAGUUGCCAACAAGCAACCUUUUGUGAUUGGUGUUUCUGGUGGAACUGCAUCUGGGAAGACAACAGUUUGUGAUAUGAUUAUUUCUCAGCUCCAUAAUGUUCUUGUCAAUCAAGAUUCGUUUUAUCAAAUUUUGAGCGAUGAGAACUUAAAACAAGUUAAACGUUAUAACUUUGACCAUCCUGAUGCCUUCGAUAGCUAUUUAUUGCUUUCGUGUAUGGAGAGAUUGAAACUUGGGCAGGCUGUUGAUAUCCCCAUUUAUGAUUUCAAGACGCACAAAAGGACGUCGUCAUACAAGGUUAACCCAUCAGAUGUCAUAAUUUUGGACGAAAUAUUAGUUUUUCAUGAACCUCGUGUUCGUGAUCUUAUGAACAUGAAGAUCUUUGUUGAUACAGAUUCUGAUUUGCGGCUGGCAAGGAGGAUUCAGCGCGAUACUGUCGAGCGAGGCAGAGACAUUCAGUCUGUGCUUAACCAAUACUCUGAAUUUGUGAAGCCUGGUUUCGAGGAGUUUAUACUUCCUUCCAAGAAAUAUGCUGAUGUUAUCAUCCCACGCGGAUCAGAGAAUCAUGUGGCAAUUGAUUUGAUUGUGCAACAUAUUCGCACGAAACUUUGUCAGCAUCACAUAUGUAAAAUAUACCCAAACAUUAGUGUUAUCCACUCGACACACCAGGUUGUGGAGCAUGGUUUAGGUCACCUUCCAUUUACUGAAAAACAAAUUACUACUCCUUUAGGAUAUGUAUACAGUGGAGUAUCUUUCUGUAGAAAACUGUGUGGAGUCUCCAUAAACAGAAGUGGAGAAAGUAUGGAAAAUGCACUAAGAGCUUCCUGUAAGGGUAUCAAAAUUGGUAAAAUCCUUAUCCAUGGGAAACGCAACGACCCACGGCAGCUAAUCUAUGAGAGGCUACCCGAAGACAUUUCAGGUCGCCGAGUAUUAUUGUUGGACCAUGUUCUUGCUACAGGAAACUCUGCCGUUGAAGCAAUUUCUCUGCUAAUCAACAAGGGUGUACAGGAAUCCAACAUUAUUUUCCUUAAUCUUAUAUCAUCUCCAGAUGGACUACACGCGGUAUGCAAGAAAUUUCCAAAGCUCAGGGUCGUUACUUCAGAGAUUGAUGACUUAUUAGACAAGGAUUCCCGUGUACUUCCAGGUGUAGGAGAGUUUGGUGACCGUUACUUUGGCACCAAUGUAACUCGGCCAUGAAUAGAGCUGUAACAAACAUGACAACCACCUUCAUUUCUCGGUUAGUUCACAUUUUUCAUCUCCGGGUGACUGUCAUAAGUUUUGUAAAACGUGGCUUUGGGUACAUGUUUCUUUCUUCCAUCGAAAUAAUUACAUAUAGCGUCCCCAACUUACCAAUCCGUCUGAGUUGAAAUAGGUUUGAUUUCAUUUACCUUUAAUACAGAGGAAAGACUACUUGAAUGAAGGGUGAAAUACAGAUGUACCCUUUUUUUUAUGUGCGUUUUCAAAUGUACCCCGUUUUGUCUAUCGGGUAUUUUUUUCUUUUGAAAGUUAAAUAGAUUAA